AGCAAGGAACACGUGCAUUGAAGAAAAUUACAAAAAUAUUUAAUUAAAAUGAAAAUUAAAAAGGAUAAAAAACAAGAAAAACCUUCCCAUGACGUGGAAUCAGCGAAACAAACGAAAGAACCCAAAAAAUCUAACAAGAAACUUAAGUUAAACAGUGUAGAAAAUGCAAAUGGUGAUGACGAGACAACGACACAAUCAACUCCCGUGGCUGAUAAAUCUUUCAAAUCUGUAGACACUAAUAUUUUCAAGCAUUUUAACGAACUUACUAACGAUGAAGAAAAGACUCGCUUGGAAGCAGCUUUACAUCUCUUGCAACAGAUUAAUCGCACUAAAGAGCCUGAGAAGAGACAAAAAGAGUUGGCGUAUACCUUAAAACGUUUGAUACGUGGUUGUGGUGCUUCAACCAAUGUCUCACGAGCUGGUUUCUUUACUGGUUUGGUGGGCUUUUUGAAGUCCUUUAAUCAAGAUGAACUAUCAAUUGAGCAUGUUUUUGAAUCGCUUAACAAGGAAUUACAUGUGGGGGCCACCAUUGCUAAUAAGGAAGAUGCUGAUGCUAUUGUGGGUAAAAUCUUAGUUUGUGGUGCAUUAUUGCAUUCAGGGCGUUUAGCUGAAGCCAAUAGUGAACAUUUGGAACAAAUCACAAACAUUCUAUUGCAAUCCACCCGUCAUCGCACAUAUCAUGCCUCUUUAGGUUUUUCUUUUAUAUGUGAAAUUAUUGAAAAAUUGUCACAGAAACAAUUUGAAUCUUCCGUAUGGCCUCUUCUUCAAAAGGAAUUAAUCAAACCCUGGCCUAAACAAUCCCUACAAACUGUUCAUUGCUUGAUAUCGGUACAAAAAAAGUUUCCAAACGCUGUUAAUGCUAAAUUUUUGAAACUAAAUUUUAACGGUAACGAACUACUGAACCCAGAAAGUUUCAAAUAUCUACACAAAAUCUUUUGGGAGCACAGUAAUACCGAUAUUCUUACCCAUCCAGCAUUUGAAUCGUUCGGUUCCUACAUCGCCUCGAGUAAACAUCUGGCACAAUUUUGGUGCGACGCUGUUGAACCUGGUCUGGAAAAUCCUACAAAAUUGUUGGAAGUGGAAACUUUAAAGAUAUUCACCGAUAUUUUAGACAAUUUAAAUGUCGAACAAACAAAUGUGCAUGAAUUAUUAACCGAUAAUUUUAUGCGUAUGUUUAUUGAAGGUUUGAAAAAUCUUAAACAAAAGAAAGACGAAACUUUGAAAGCUUUCUAUGCGGAUUUCUUAGAGGCUCUGGUGAAAUGCUGUGGAAAACUUACAAAAGAAGCUGCCAAAGUGGCUGUAAUUAAACGAUUAAUUUUACCUCCCGGUAUCUUUAAUAUUGAAAAGUUCACUGGCCAACGCAUAGUUCAUCAAUUAAUCAACAAUUUGGGCGAGGAAGGUGUAAAAGAUGUUUUCCAAUUGUACAAGAGUAUAUUUUUAGGUACUCUAGCUAAAAAUCCUGAAAACGCGUCUGAAAAUUGGUUGAAUUUUGAGCGAUUAAAUGCCGGUUACAUGCUGCAAAAUUUACUACAACACAAGUCGGUGCAAGCAGCAUACAAAUGGCGCGAAGAACAAUUAAAAUUCCUUUUCACCUGUGGCAUAUUUUAUGUGACUGACUCGGCCGAGAUCUGUAAGAAAGAAGCUGCUGGUUCCUUUAGUACUGAUUUUGCCGAUCAAUGCAAGAACAUGUUCUACACUUGCUUGCAAAGCAAAUUGAGCGAUAUCCAACAAGAACAACAAUUAUUAUUUAAUUUAGCCGAAUACUGCCAAGAGAAAAUGUUGCAAAAACAUGCAGCUAAAUAUUUUAGAAUACAAAAGUUCGAUGAAACUUUACAAAAAUCUUGGAAUAGUAUGUUUGAGAGUGUGGCACAAUUGAACAAGACAGCUGUACAGGAUAAAGCGAACAAAAAGAGAAAAUCUGUUGAUGCGACCGGCAAAAGUGACAAUAAAUUGCAAACAGUUUUUAAUAUAUUGUUGUUGAACAUGGGACUGCAGUUGUUCCGUGAAGCAGAAAUGGCUGGUCCUGCUGUAGAAGAUCUAUUAAAGUGCAUGGAAAAGACUAAUCAGCAAACAAAAAGUAAGAAGAAAGCUAAGAAAUCUUCCGACCAGGAGGAAGAGCCCGAAUGGAUAGAAGUAGUGGUGGAUCUGUUUCUACAUUUGCUUUCGCAGAAUAAUAGUGCUCUGCGCAAUAUUGUUAAUGCUUUGUUCCCCCAUCUGUGUGAUAAUUUAUCUCUGUCGGCGGUGCAUCAAAUAUUGGCUAUGGUAGAUAUGAAGGAUGGCAACAACCCUUUGAGUACCAAAAAUGAAGAUGAAGAAGAUGAGGAUGAUGCCGAAGAAGGAGAAGAAGAAGAGGGUGAAGAAAUGGAAACUCAAGAAAAUGGUGUAGAUGCAGAAAGCGACGAAGAAGAUGAUGAUGAAGACGACGACGAUGAAGAGGAUGAGGACGAUGAAGAUGAAGAAGGUGUUACUGAAAGCGACAAGCUGCGCAAUGCCAUUUCUCAGGCAUUAAUAGCAAGCGGUUCUACUGGUGGUGUGGAUGAUGAUAUGGAAUCAGUCGAUUUAAAUGAUAUGACCGAGGAAGAAGGUCUCAAACUCGACGAAGCUUUAGCCAAUGCAUUCAAGGCUUUGAAAAAGUCCGGUGGUGGCAGCUCACAAACUAAAAAAUCGAAAAGUUAUCGCGUCAAAACCACAACUGUUAUGCAUUUCCGCAUUAGAGUUUUAGAUUUAAUAGAAAUCUACUUGCAACAAAAACCUUCCUUGUUGAUUUGCAUUGAAAUCAUGUUGGCUCUCUUUAACAUGUUGGAAUACUGUGUCGGUGAUGAAUUGAAGCCCUUGCAAUCUAAAGUCGAAAAAGUGUUAAUUAAACUAACUUCAAACAAAAAUUAUACCACCGAGGAUGAACUAAAAGAGGAAAACUUUGUUGACUUCAUACGUUUAAUUGUUGAAAAGAAAGCUCCCACAGUAGUCUACGACAUCGUCAAUAAAAUGCGCAACAAAUGCACAUGUUUCCUAAUAUCAAAUGCCUGCAAAAUAAAUUCAGACGAAAAUACCGACAAAAUAUCAAAACUCUGCCAGGAAUAUACUCAAGAAUUUAUAAAGUCACGCAAUCCCACAAUAAAUAUUACUUUACUAUCGGACAUAUUCAAAUUACGUUGGCGUAAUGUUUGGACAAUUGCCGAAGAUCUAACCCAACAAGGUCUAAAUCUACAAACUCGCACUUUUAGACGCAUACAAAUCUAUGAGGUGUUAUCGGUACUUUACAAAAACCAUGAACUGCAAAAACAAAACGAAGAAUUGUCAAAGAAACAAUUUAGGAAAAUUGAAAAAUCCCUAAGUACCCACCUAAAGGCGCUGAGUGAAAACAAUUCUGUUAAACAUUCUCCCAAAGAAUUUCAAACUCUGUUGGAUCUAUUACUCAAUGCUCAAAAAACCCAUCAACGUCUCCAAUUACAAACUGUAUUAACGUCCGAAAGCACAUUGAACUCGGUGCAAACCCUUAGGAAACACAUACGAUUAGAGUCUGCCCAAAUAUAUCAACGUUUUUGCAAUACAUUUAAACUGGAAGUCAUUCGCAAUACAGAUGUACUAAACAAAUCAAAGGCACAACAACACGAUUCCGAAGCCGAAAGUGAGGGUGAUGAAGAAACAAAUGACGAUGAACAAGAAACGAAAUCAGAAUCAACAGCUCAAAAACGGAAAAUGUCGGCAAAAGACUUGCGCAAACAAAAGAAGCAAAAGAAACAACAUCGCUUGGAGGCGGCAUCUCGUGGUCUCAAUGGUGGCAUAGGCUUCUCGCAAAGAAAUGGCGAUAAUGCCAACUCCGAUGAGAAUGACGACAACAGCGAAGAUUCAUCAUAAUUUAUGUAGUAAUUAUAUAUUUUAACUUAUAUAUUAUACAAUUUGAUUUUUUAAAUACAUAUUAAUUAUAUGUAUGUAGAAAUUUCUACCAUAGUUUCCGAUCUUUAAAACUUAUUUGAGUUUUAAACAAAUUUCUAAUCCAAACUGUAAAGUUGGAUGUUAAAGAUAAAUUUUUUUUUAUUCAAAUGUACCAUAAUUAUUACAUAUAAAUUUGUUUUUAUAUAAAUGUCUGAUUUCAAUAAAAGUGGAUGAUAUAAAUAUA
Molecule: messenger RNA, 4120 nt
Organism: Calliphora vicina (urban bluebottle blowfly)
Lineage: Eukaryota; Metazoa; Arthropoda; Insecta; Diptera; Calliphoridae
Gene: Mybbp1A
Product: MYB binding protein 1a
Exons: 3
Coding region: 49-3858 (1269 amino acids)
Biological process (GO): regulation of DNA-templated transcription
Cellular component (GO): nucleolus
Molecular function (GO): transcription factor binding; RNA binding; transcription corepressor activity
Source: RefSeq, a predicted model, not a curated record